Messenger RNA from Betta splendens (Siamese fighting fish), 7339 nucleotides. It is a transcript of the gene furina, whose product is annotated as furin (paired basic amino acid cleaving enzyme) a. NCBI's taxonomy places the organism in Eukaryota, Metazoa, Chordata, Actinopteri, Anabantiformes, Osphronemidae. The record is from RefSeq and is a predicted model, not a curated record. Gene Ontology annotation, molecular function: serine-type endopeptidase activity. Bases 909 to 3341 code for a protein of 810 amino acids. Gene Ontology annotation, biological process: peptide hormone processing. The transcript is spliced from 17 exons. Gene Ontology annotation, cellular component: Golgi membrane; trans-Golgi network.
UUAAAUGUUUUGCCUAUGUAAGUGUGGGUUUUCUCCGGAAACUUCAGUUUCCUUCCACAGUCCAAAGGCAUGCAGUCAGGCUGACUGAAGAUGCUAUUUUGCUUCUGCUGCCCAAAUGAGGGUAGACGAGUUAGUGAGUAAGAUUCAGAUUAGAUAUUUAAUUAAUUUUCCUUUUUUAAAAGUUACUGUAUGUAGAUUGCUGAACAUCUUUUUUAUGUUUUACAUUUUUUUCAAAAAGAAAUUACACUGUCAAGUUGCGUUGCAUGAUUAGAUUUUUUUAAAAUUAUAGUGCAGAAUACUACGCUUUUAAAAAUCGCUUUUCUUCUGUUUUUUCAUGUUUACUCUACAUUUUCUAUUCUUUACUUCUUUCUCCCCUUUUUUCUUCUUUGCCUUCUUUGUUUUUCUAUUAUUUCUUCUUCGUCUUUAUUUCCUUCCACAAUUUGCAUCGUCUUCCUUUCUUCUUUGUCGUUUUUUUGUUCUUCGUCUUCAUUUUCUUCUUCUGCAUUUUCACCGCCUUCGUUGCGUUCUACUUCUUCUUUGUCGUUUUAUUUUUGUCCUUCGCCUUCAUUUCCUUCAUCUUCAGCACGACCAAGCAGAGAACGCAGCACAGCGAUAUCGUUCCUCCGACGCUUUGCUCGUUUACUUUAAAAGACGUGGACGGGUCCUUUAAAGCUGCUCCGCGGCCCGUGGCCAGCAGAUGGGGCUGUAGCAGCGCCGCAGCUCGGUAGUUUUUCAGCCCCUUCGCCGCGUCGUCCUCGGUUCUAGCACCGCGCUGACACCACAACGACCCGGGUCGAGCAGGAUGUAAAAGGAAGCUGGUGAGCUGCUUUUCGUCUCCCAGUGCAUCUGCAUGUACCGUGGACAGCCCCGAUCUGUCGGAGAGGCGCUGUGCUGCACUAGGAGGUCCCAUGGCUUCUGGCCCUCCAUCUCCCUCUUUAGGCCGCAGGUUUAGACUGCUAGAGUUGUUACUCGGGCCCCUGUUGGCCUUGCUGAUUUCUGGGCUCUCACCGGCUCUGGGUCAGAAGGUCUACACCAACACAUGGGCUGUCCACAUACCUGGAGGUCAGGAGGAAGCUGACCAAGUUGCCAGUAAAUAUGGCUUCAUCAACCAUGGACAUGUAUUCGGUGAUUAUUAUCACUUCCGGCAUCGUAGGGUGGUGAAGAGAUCUCUGUCCGAUCACAGGGGGACACAAGUCCGUCUACAGAAAGAUCCCAAGGUGUCUUGGGCAGAGCAACAGGUGUCCAAGCGGCGAAAAAAGAGGGAUUCCAACGAUGACCCUCUAGAUCCCAAGUUCAAAGAUCAGUGGUACCUGUACAACAGCAACCACCGUGACCUGAAUGCCAAAGCUGCCUGGCAGAUGGGCUACACAGGUAAAGGGGUGGUGGUGUCCAUCCUGGAUGAUGGAAUAGAGAAGAACCAUCCUGACCUGGUAAAAAAUUACGACCCAGACGCCAGCUACGACGUGAACGAUGGCGACCCAGAUCCCCAGCCCCGAUACACGCAGGUUAAUGACAACAGGCAUGGAACGCGAUGUGCAGGAGAAGUGGCCGCGGCUGCCAACAAUGGGAUCUGUGGAGUUGGCGUGGCCUACGACGCCAGGAUUGGAGGUGUGCGAAUGCUGGACGGGGAGGUGACCGACAUGGUGGAGGCCCAGUCUCUCAGCCUGAAUCCCCAGCACAUCGACAUCUACAGCGCCAGCUGGGGCCCGGAGGACGACGGCAAGACCGUGGACGGACCUGCCAAACUGGCCAGAGAGGCUUUUAUGCGUGGAGUCACAGAGGGUCGCCGGGGUCUGGGCUCCAUCUUUGUGUGGGCGUCUGGCAACGGCGGGAGGGAUAAGGACAGCUGCAACUGCGACGGCUACACCAACAGCAUCUAUACUCUGUCCAUCAGCAGCUCCACCCAGAACGGAAACGUUCCCUGGUACAGCGAGGCGUGCUCCUCCACCCUCGCCACCACCUACAGCUCGGGAAGCAGCAACGAGCAGCAGAUAGUGACUACAGACCUCAAAUUCAAGUGCACAGACUCCCACACGGGCACCUCUGCCUCUGCACCGCUGGCUGCUGGGAUCAUCGCUCUUGCUCUUGAGGCCAAUAAAAACCUGACCUGGAGGGACAUGCAGCAUCUGGUCGUACGAACGUCUCGCCCUGCCCACCUGCUCACCAACGACUGGAGGACCAACGGUGUUGGCCGCAAAGUUAGCCAUUCAUAUGGUUAUGGCCUACUCGAUGCCAGUGCGAUUGUGGAGCUGGCAAAGACGUGGACCAGUGUGCAGCCACAGCGGAAGUGUGUGAUCACCAUGGUCAGCGAGCCAAGGAACAUCGGCAGCCGUUUAUCGAUCAACAAGAGCGUGGACGCGUGCCUGGGGACAGACCGCUAUGUGACAUCAUUAGAGCACGUCCAGGCCAGACUCACCCUGUCCUACAACCGGAGGGGAGACCUCCAGAUUAACCUCAUCAGUCCUGCAGGCACACGCUCCACAUUGCUCCAUCCCAGGCCUCAUGACUAUUCGUCAGAGGGUUUCAAUGACUGGGCUUUCAUGACCACCCACUCCUGGGAUGAGAACCCCACUGGGCAGUGGACUCUAGAGAUUGAGAACGUGGCUGGAGCCAGUGACUAUGGCACCCUGACCCAGUUCAUCCUGGUGCUGUAUGGCACUGGUUCAUCAUCUUCCAGCUCCUCUGACCAGCCUCAGCCCGCCAAUAUCAGCUGUAAGACCCUGGACCUGAGACAAAUAUGCAUCGAGUGCAACGCCGGCUACUACCUCUAUAAGCAGGGCUGCGUGAAUCACUGCCCAGCAGGCUUCGCCGUGGGCUCCCAGCCACUCAACUACACAGUGGGAAACUCCAUAACGCCAUCUUCCGUCCCAGCCUGCCUGCCCUGCCCCUCGCCCUGCCUGACCUGCAGCAGCCUCAGCUCCCAAGCCUGCCUCUCCUGCCCCACUCACAGCUCCCUGGACCCCGUGUCCGGCUCCUGCCUGCACCUUAAUCCCAACAUGCGGGAGUCCCCCGACAGGUUCGCGGCGGGCCUGGGCCAGCUCCAUCCCAGCUCCCAGCUGCCCAUCACCAUCGCCGUGCUCAGCUGCAUGGGCAUCAUCGCUGCUUUCGGCGGCAUCUUCCUGCUGCUGCAGCUGCGUUCAGGUGCGCUCAUCAAGCUGCCGUCUCUGGAGGCCGGCGGCGGUCUGGGAGGCGGCUUCGGCCUCAGGGGCAGUAGGGUGGUGUCGUACCGUGGCAUCCCGACAGUGUGGGGGGAUGACGGGGUAAAUACAGACUCCGACAACGAAGAGUUUGACACCCAAAAUGAGAGGACAGCCUUUAUUAAAACACAAAGUGCUCUUUAAUGCCUCCCACACAUCCUCCUCCUGUCCUGCUUUCAGAAGCCUCUCCUCCCCAUUUGUCGGAUAAUUCGGAGCUGUGGUAACUGACCUUUCACAGCCUUUUCUGGUUUUUCAUCUCAUCCUUUUUUCCUCCUCUGCGUUACUGGGUUUUCAUUCUGCUUCUGGCUCUUGUCUUCCACUCCGCUGUGGUCGACCUGAUGGGAAGCUGCUGUCUCUCAGAGCUCGAGAUGACCCCAGCUCUGUUGUGUUCACACUUGGGCGCUUUUCUAUUAAACCGUCUCUCUCCCUCCUUUUGCCCUCAAUUGCUAACAGUGUCUGUCUGUGCAGAGUCCAUUUUCCCCUCCAGCUCCUUUUUGUUACAGUAAACAAAUGAUUAUUAUUUGCUUUCUUCCUCCCUUUUUUUCUUUCCAUCAGUCUCAGUGCAGUAGCCAGAUGAGAUUGUGUGUGCGUGCGUGCGUGCGUGCGUCCGUGCGUGCGUGCGUGCGUGCGUGCGUCUGUAUGAAUGAGUCCAUGAAUGUGAGCAUGUAAUUUUCUGUGAACAGUGUAGUGCCCUUUAUAGAGAAGCUGGAGCUGGCCCUGUCACAUUUAGUGCUCUAACAGAAAGAUGAUAAUAAAACAUGACAUACUGAGGCAUGAAAUCCAGACCCUGCUCAGAAAAGCUCCACGUUUAAAGUGCAGUUUUAAACCAGUGGUGAAGUCCAGACUUUAUUGUCACCUUUGCUUUAUAGUGAGACAGCAGUCGUAUUGACUUGGAGCCGGAUCCAUUAUUCAUGCAGUCAUUCCCUUGAUCCGUAUUGUUAUCGUUCUACAUGUGAGAGGGGCUUUAGUUCUCCUAUUGUACACACAAUCUGCAGAGAUCUGUCUCAGCUCUGGCAAAAACAAACUGUGACUCACACAACUAGCAAAGCUUCCACCGGCCUUCUGGGAUUCGCCAUGGACUCAAGUUACUCCGGUUUGAAAACAAUAAAUUGUCCUGCGCUCAUAACUUUCCAGCCAUCACAUGGAAGUGCAUCAGAAACAGUACAAAUUAAAAAAAAGGAAAAACCCUCAGACACAGCAGAGACCGGUUACUCCAUCAACCCGGGGCUCCGUUGGCGACAUCCUGGAGGUGUUUAAUUUGUGUGUGCAGGGUUCCUCCCGUCCGGGGACUCGGAGUGAAGCAAUCGAGGCGCUGAUGGGACCAAGAACAAUAUGUGACUCCAGCACAAGAGCUUCCAAAAGCAGCUGGCAGGUGCCGGGUUACCUUUGAUUGAUUUUUACGACAGGGCAGCAGCGAUCCAUCAAAGCUUUCCUUUUUGUCAGAGCACAUUAGCACUUCAAACACGCGUUACUCUCGCCUUAUAUCAUAAUGACUGAAUGUUGGUGUGCGUGUGUUCGUUGGUUCGUCCGUUCAUCACACAUGAUGCUGAGAAAUGUUUAUCUGAAGUGAGGGUUUCCUUUCCCCCUCUGUCUAUCAGUCUCUGCUCUCUUCUUGAAUAUCGUUUCGAAAUUCUCAUCUGCACCUCCUGUACCCCGCAGUCUUCAAUCUAAUCUGAAUUUCAGAUUAUCUCUUCUUCUACUUGCCAAUUAAUUAUAUUCUGAAUCAUUCUGCAGCACACUAUUUAUUCGGAGAGGUUUUAAUGAUACCUUUAGGGGAAAUAGUUUUAAAGUGAUUUCUCUCCUGGGCUGGCUAUGAUGUAAAAUGUGCAUCUCGUGAUUUAAUCCAGUGUAGCCAUUUGGAUUCCAUUGAUCUCCUUUUUUUUUACUAUGUUAAAAUGAUUAUUUUAUUCAUUUCCAGCACAAAAACAGCGACGCUUGCUGAGAGGUUGUCAUAGCGAUGACAUGCAUACAUAACUGCAGCUGCUCAUGCUCUUUAUCUACCUCUCGUAUCAUUCAGCAAGGUUUCGAGCGCUGUUAGAGGAGCUGGUAAAUGAUUAGAGGUCAAAUUCUAUGUAGGUCAGAUGUGGGGAAGGUUUAGAAGGAGAGGCAUCAAAAUGCAUUCAUGUGCAACUCUAAAGGUGGAAAGCAACAUUCUCUCCCAAAAGCUAUUAACACCAUUUUAAUUCAGGUGUUGAAAAUGGAAAAGGGGAAUACAGAUCCUCCCGUAAGUCUUCGAAAUCCUCACCUCUCACACUCGACUCGAGUGGCUCCAUUUGGGGUUUGGACACGAAUGCGUAACGUCGCUGACAAUCAAACAAUUUACUAGUUAUUACGGUGGGACAUGCAUGCAACACAAAUUAAACUAAUUGAACCACCUGUGGUUCAUAAAUAUGAAACAAGAAAAAUGUGAGUGUAAUUCUAGGACGCGCCUUCCAAAGACAAAGAGACAAAAGAUCUAAAAACUACAGAGGAUAAGAGUUCUGCCAAGAAUCCUGUUCAGGAGGAUGAAGGAGGCGAUAGGGAUGCAUCCUCCCAGACCAACCCUGAGCCAGGAAGCCUAAUUCAUCUCAGAUGGUCGGUGCAGGUGUAGCACAUUUGGCUUAUUGUGAUGAGUUUUUGCCAGGAAGCACUAAACUGGAUUGGAAGCCGACCCGAGGAUGUGAAUUGAGAGAAAAUGCCCUCGAAAGGGAACAAAGCUAAUGUGGCAGAAUAACGAGCACGAGCUGCCUGGCUUUUAAUGCCUACUGCCAUUUAGGCUCUGAUUAGCCCCACUUCAAGGAGGAUGCUCAUUUAAAAAUGUAAUAACUACAGCCUCAAACUUCCGCCACAAAAUCCUAUUGACUUCUCAGCUUGGUGUAAAGUACAUAAAGUAAACCAGAUAAAAGGAUAAGGUGGUGGAACUUCUUUCAUAAACUUCUCCCCUCAGCUCUGCAUGAGUUUUCUUUUAUUGAAUCAAUAAAAUCCAAAUAUUUAGUUUGUAAAUGUGAGCAUUUAGUCCGGAGACUCCUUCAUCCAAUAUAUUCUGCUAAUUCUUGCGCGGCGUCCUCAAGGAACGGUUUCUGCUAAAGUGAAAACGUUUGGGGUUUUUCACAUUUCGUGUCUGGCCCCGAGUGUCCGCCCGUUAUGGUUUAUUCAUCCCCGCUCGAUGUUGUAUUCACUACAGCCUGAUGAAGUCAGAGGACUUUAAAGUUGUGGGAACUUGGAUCCGUGUGCAUCCAAGUGUUCAGCGUUUAGUUGAAUCAUGAAUGCAGACAGCAUUAAGUAGCUCGAGCUUCGGAAGCACGGGGAGCUGCUGAAACCCAUUAGCAGCCCGGUCACUCCCUUCGCUGCGAGAACGUGAUGGAAAGUACACACUAAAAAAAACGAACUGUGCCAGAAGGUACCUCUGAUUUCCAAGGCAAACACUUCACUGGCACUAAAUCGUGAAGCCGUCUACGGUGGACGGUAGCGGAGAAGCUACCCAAAUUGUGCAGGUUGCAAACUGUCUCCUUCGAUUACAAUGUGAGCGGCCUCUCUGGGGCGCAGGAGGCCGCUGGUUAAGUUCACAUGGAGCCUGCUUCAGUCCUGCCUUAGGAAGCGACCGGCGGGAUGCUAGAUGGAGUUAAUAGGAGCAAUAUCUUUGGCAUAACCAAAGACAAUCAUGUUUAUGCUGUGUGUUCAGCGUUGGGUUGCUUUCAGGUCGUCGCAGCGCCUCCACCCCCCCUUUCGUCGCUGCGUCGUCUCUGCCUUUUUGAGGACAGGGAGGAGGAGGUAGAAUGUAACUCAUUUCCAUUAACUUAAGGGCUGUAUCGGAUCUGCGUGCGUGCGUGUGUGCACAUGCUCGCUACAGUCUAGUUUAAAUGAAACGCUCGGUGGCGCGGGAGCGGCGAGUGGAGCCGCCGCUCCCACGCCUCCACGUGUGGUUUUCGGGCCUGUGGCUGCACACAGUACCUUACAGAUAUGUGACCUGCAAGUAAUAUACAAGAAUGAAUAUCGUACAUGGGACAUAACUCUAAAAUAAGGCCUAUUUUUGUACUAUUUGAUUGGUGCAGUGUAAUUUUCUUGUAAUUUAAAGAUCGUUUUUGCUCUUGUUUUUUCUCCUUUUUAUUUAAUUGAUGUCAAUUAUAGAUUCUACUAAAAUAAAGAUCUAUGCAAAUUUAAAA